UCUUUCAGUCAGUGUGUGUAAUGGAGAGACACCCGGGGGUCGGAUCCGCACAGAAAAGCACCGAGAAAAUAGCUGCCAAUAUCAAAACGCUUAAACAGUAACAACAGAACCGUUUAUUUCCUAUUUCAAGAAUCAGUGAGAGCUCAAUUGCAGUGCCCGGUGGUAAUUUUUUUCCAAUAAGGAGAGAGAUAUAUAAUUUUUGAGUAAAGACAAAAGGGAGAGAGCGAGAGAGAAAAUGUCUCUCGAAAGCCUCAGCCUCACCUCCUCCAACAAGCAGUCCCCCCAAAACGAACACAACAACAUCAACCUCACUGAGUCAGGAGACGAAAGGGAAGAAGGAGAACUGGAAGAAGGAGAAUUAGAAGAUGAUGGUGAGGAAGUCGAAGCUCAAGAUGAGUCCCAGGAGAAAAUUAAAGACAAAUGUGAAAAGCAGGAACGGGAUCAUGAGGAUGAUGAGAAAGAUAAGGAUAAGGACAAAUCCCAUCGUAGGAUGAAGAGAAAACGAAAAAAAGAAAGAGAAAAAGAAAAGAAGAGGUCGAAAAAGAAACGGAAAUCAAAGCACAAGAGACAUGUAUCUUCCAGUGAUGAUUUUUCUGACUAUAGUGAUGAGUCUGACUACAGUCCUGGGGAGAAGGGAUAUCGGAAAUAUCGGGAAUACAGUCCACCAUAUUCACAGCCACCUUAUCCAUCCCCGUCAGGGGCUCCAUUACCAAAGAAGACAUAUGUGAAAGCUGAAAAGAUGAACUAUAACAUGUAUGAGGAGUAUGAGGAUGAUCAGUACGUUGACUAUGAGGAAGAGGACGAGGAAGUACCAGAUGAGGAAGAAGAAGAUUAUGAUGAUUUUGCCAAGGAGUUGAGCCAGUACAGGAAAGCAAAGGAGGCUUCUCAGCAACAGCAUCAACACCACCAGCAGCAGUCCCAUAUGCCAAUGGGACACAAUAGGGGGCGUGGAGCAUCAGGUCCUGGUCGAGGUGCUGGUAGAGGACGUGGUAUGCGAGGCAGAGGUGGCCGAGGAAGGGCUAGGGGACGGGGUGGAAGAGGAGGCAGAGGAGGAACACAUGGCCAAGUGCAUGGACCACAAGGACAUGGGUCGGGGCCAGGUCAUGGACCAUCAGAACAUGGACCUCCAGGACAUGGGCCAGGGCCUGUGCAUGGCCCCCAGGGACAUGGUCCCCCAGGUCAUGGACCAGGAUCAGGACCAGGACAUGGGCCUCCUCCAUGCCAUGGGCCUGGGCCAGGACAUGGCCCGCCUCCAUGCCAUGGACCCGGUCCAGGGCAUGGACCCCCUCCAGGUCACGGUCCCGGUCCUGGACAUGGACCUGGUUCUAAUCUUGGACCACCAGGGCAUGGGCCUGGUCCAGGGUAUGGAUCCCCUGGGCAUGGGCCUGGACCAGGACCAUCAUAUGGAUCCCCUGGUCAUGGACCUGGGCCAGGACAUGGACCACCAGGACAUGGACCACCAGGACAUAUGAUGGAUCCCAUGGGUGAAUGUGAUGAUGACCUUUAUGAUGAAGAAAUGCAGGAUUUUGGUGAAGAUAUGCAUAGGAGAAAUGUGCAUGACCUAGGACAUCAGCCGUGUGGAGAGAAGAAAGGGAAAGUACUCUGCAAAUUCUUUGUCGAGGGCAGAUGCUCAAAGGGAGACCAGUGCAAUUUCAGCCAUGAUUUAGGCCCACCAAGAAAGCGGGAGCUCUGCAGAUUUUACUACAAUGGAUUCUGUGCGAAAGCAGAAAAUUGUUUGUACAUGCACAAUGAAUUCCCUUGUAAAUUCUAUCAUACAACUGGAAAUUGUUACCAGGGUGAUGAGUGCAAAUUUUCCCAUCGACAUUUAACUGAAGAAACCAGGGAGCUUCUGGACAAGAUGCUAGCCAGUGAGGCAGAAGCUGGGGCAGAGGAUGAGAAGGAAGUGGAAGAGCUAAAAAAACAAGGAAUCACUCCCUUACCGAAGCCGCCACCUGGAGUUGGAUUGUUACCCACACCACCUCGGCCUCCAAUGCCACCACCUUCGAAUAUGCCCAAUGUCCCUCGGCCUCCCAUGAUGGGACCACCUCCCCCACCUGGUCCCCCACCACCUGGUCCCCCACCAAUAGGUCCUCCGCCUCCAGGCCCUCCACCCCCUGGACCACCAUGUCUUCCAGGCCAAAAGAAGAUCCCCUCGCUCUUUGAAAUUGUUGUUCAACCCACUCCACACCUGGCACAUAAAAUGGGAAUGAGGCCACGGUUCCCACCACCGCCCCCUGGAUUCCCAGGGCCUCCAGGACCUCCUGGGCCAUCAGGACCUCCCAUGGGUCCAGGACCUGCUCCAGGUAUGGGACCAGGUCCCAUGUCUAGCCCAGUUUCUGGACCUAUGCCAGGCCCUGGCCCAGAGGAGAUGUCUUUAGGCUCUGGAAUGAAUCCAGGACCACCAGUAGGACCAGGCCCUCCAGUAGCAUCGUUCAUGCAAGGAGAUCCAGGAAUGAUACCUCCUGCCCCUUCUGAUCCCAAUUUCUAUGAUAACUACUAUCAACAACAGGGAAUGCAGAUGGACCUUGGUCAAGAUGGAGUAGAAGGUGCUUAUGAAGAGAUGGAUGAAGGAGAUGGCCAGCCAGUUCUGCUUCCACAUAUUGAGGAAAUGGAAGGUGAAGAGACUGAAGGUGAUUCAUCCAGUCAGAAGGGCAAUGUAAAUAUUCCUGACUUUCUUCCUGCGGCCCAGCGAGCACUUUUCCUCCGCAUCCAACAAAAGCAACAAGAGGAAGAGGAGAAGGCGAAGAGGAAAGCAGAGAACAGCCAACGGGAGAAAGAAAAUGAGGAAGGUGAUGGUGAUAAUUGGUACUCAAGUGAUGAAGAGGAUGGUGGAAGCAGUAUGAGCUCCAUAUUAAAAACACUUCGUCAGCAAUCUGCUAGCAAGUCUCAAGUGCAAGCCCAGAGGAUGGUACAUAACAACAAUGGUAAUAGCCAGAAUGCUGUUGAUCCACGCCUUCAGAAAGAGAGGCAAUCAAAUGUGAAUCGACCUGUGGACCCUCGGAUUUCGAGGGACCCCCGGCUUUCUCGCAGCAUUGAGAACACAUCAGGAACUCCUGCUUCCGAUACGCUUGCUGCAGAAAGCAGGACUGUGACUGCUGUGAAGACAGAUGCCAGUAAUCAGCCGACCCCUGCUAUUGCAAAACCUCAAACCGCAAUUAAUGAGGAGGAAGGAGAGAGAAUUCUGAGAGACAGGGCUGUCGCCAUUCCUCUUGAUCCUUUGCUGGGUUCUUCACUCAGGGAUCCUAGGUGUCAGCUGAAACAGUUUAGCCACAUUAAAAUGGACAUCUCCCUAGGUAAACCUCAUUUUGCUAAAAGUGUUCUAUGGAGCCCAGAGGACUUGAUCCCUCUGCCUAUUCCUAAGCCAGAUCCUGUAGCUGCUCCUGCACCCUUCCCAGUAUUGGAUCCUCGGAUAAACCGUUCUCCACAAACUGGUCCUUCAGACCCUAGGCAGCGUAUUGCUGAUCCAGUAGUGGAGCCCCCCCAGCCAGCAGCAAGUCCUGCCCUUCCAGACUUGAGCUUAUUGUCCAGAUUACUGAAGAGUGUGGAUGCUUCAGCAACCAAGGUGACGGCACAGAGUGACAAACCUUCUGACCCCAGGAUGCGAAAGAUACCUGCGGAUCCAAGACUGCAGAGGUCCUCUACUGGACUCCAAACCUCUAACUCACAAUCUGGAAAACUUGUGGAACAAACUGAGUCCCCUGUUACCCCUUUAGGGAAGGAAUCGAGUGCUGGUCUUGCACCAUAUGAUCCCAGGUUGGUUACUGCUGGUGGUCAGAGCAGAGGAGGAGCUGGAGGACAGAGCAGUAUGCUGACUGGCAUUAGUUUGUAUGACCCAAGAACUCAGAGCACCCAGGGUGCAAAUAUCAGAAACGUAGAGUCUUCCAGUGAAGGUAACCAGCUGAAAGGGUCAGACAUCCCUAAAAGUACCACUAAGCCAAAAGAGCCAUUGUUUGUAAGAAAAUCAGCAUUGGAUCAACUGGAAAAUGAUAAGUCAAGUUCAGAAACUUCCACAGACAGAUAUAAUAGUUACAACAGACCUAGGCCAAAACUAGCCACACCUGCUGCCCCGUCACAGGAUUCAGGUCAGUCAGGAGUGCAUAGCCUCCCAGUGCCAUCUCUGUUUGGACUGAUUCACCCCCAAUUUUCUGAGGUGAAACAGGUCACUAAAUCUGGCUCAGGUAGCCCCUUUGGUGGGAACAGUCCUCACGAGGAGAGCGAGCAGGACACAACCUCCCUGAAGGAUGUUUUUAAAGGAUUUGAUCCGACUGCGUCACCGUUUUGUCAGUAAAUUGUAAAAGGACAGUGAAUUCUGCAUUUAUUUCUGUAUAUUUAACCUCAUAGCAGGGGCUGGACACAGCAUCGGGCAAUAUUUUAUCAUAUUCUUUAACUUUGUAAUUUAAUACAUCGAUAAAUGUGAAUAUGCUUAGAAAACAGGUGAUAGAAUUCAUCAAGUUGAAGUUUAGUGGGUUUGGCAGAGCAAUAUCUGAAUCCAAAAUGUGAUUCAGGCAGUGAUUCAGACUCUUCAAAAUCAAAACAAGCAAAAAUGUGCUUUUUACAGCUAUUAAUUUUGAAGCAUUCUUUCUAAAGAAAAGUCAGUCUGUCUAAUAGCAGAUGCUUGUCUGUCACAAAAUACAGAGAUCCCACUGAUUUGGACAUUUUCUUUUGACUGGACACAGUCUUUUAGAAGUAGUGCAGUAUAAUUAAACGUAUAAGUACAUAAUUGACAUCAAAUGUAUAUAUAAUAUGUUCUGAGUUGAAUGGCAAACUUGGGCAGUGACCCUUUGACACAUUCAGAUGAGUCUUGUUCUGUGGGUUCCUGAGUUUAUCUCUUCCCACUUGACCUGGGGAGGAAGAGGUUGAAGCUGGGAUUUAUCAAAUGAGUAGGCCUCCUGCAGCCUGUGCCUCACUAGAUAUUCCCAGUCUGCGAGGCAAAACUCCCAAAAAUAUUUCACAUAUAAGGCUGUGAAAUAUUCCAGAAUUAAACAAAGAACCCUAUCAGAAAUAUUGAAUAUCUUAAACAUGUAUUUUAAAAAUACACAUAUAUAUGUAUAUAAACUAUACUUUUGCUAAACUGAGGGACAUAAUAUUCAAAAAUAACAGAAUUUUUUUUAUCAAAGAUAAAGAGCUUAUAUUUAAAAAAAAGAAGCACCUGGUUGCAGCCAUGGUACCUGGUUCCCCAGAAACUGUGGCAAGAACUGAUGGUUCUUUGUUAACAUUCCUGGAACAUGUCCAAAUUGGAUACGUCUUCCAGGUUACCAAGGCUUUCUCAACUUAAGGAUUCCACUAUCCAUGAAAUUUCCACAACUGACUCCAAAUACUAUAUAUUGAAAUAUUUCUUCUGUGGAGAAAUCAUACACAAGGUGCUGCUUUGUUUUACUUUUGUUUUAGUAUCUUUAUAUGGUAAAUAUGUACAAAAUGCAGAGAAAAAGUCAAGCAUUCACAUAGUUUUAGACCUGUUUGUAUCUGUAGCUUAGACACUGAAGAAUCAGAGACUGAUGGAUUAGUGUAGAAUAAUCUGUGAAUAAAAUGCUUUUUUUUUCUGUUUGUAAGGCUCCCACAUUUCCUAAAAUUGAGAUCAGAUAAAUAGCGACAAGAUAAUUUUGGUUUAAUAAUACGUGUAAAUACAUAGGGUUUGCUGUUAAAAUUUACUUGUAACAAAGUUUCCACUAACUCUGUGUUAAUUCCUUGACCGAAUUAUUUUAUUUUUACAAUUAUUAUCGGUUCGUGCUUUUAUCCACUGGUCCAUCUGGUACGCCAAGCUAAUUUCCUGUUACAGUGCUGUAAAAUUGAUGCUUUGCUUCCUUGUCAGAUGGUUAUAACUUCUCAGAGUUGCCAAUCAAAUCCAAACAGACUAAUUACCUUAAUCGGUUUCAACAAGCCACAUCCAAUAUUGUCAUGUCUGGAGUCAGGUUAUAGAGUAAAUUCAUUCUCAGCAGAUGCUGCUAAUUUACUAGCAGAGGCGUGUUGACAAGCAAACAAGAUAGCAAGUGCAAAAUUAACCUGUCAGUGUCAGCAAGGUGUAGAACUUGUCAACAAGAUUUAUAUUAUGAUCAGCUAAUGUGUUGACUGUUAGCUUUGGGGUUUAACAUUGCAGGGUUAAUAUUUAGGAUUAUGUGAUAGAGAAAUAUGAAUAAAAAGGUUCAAGUAAAGCUGAAGUAUUCACCUUGUGGUGGAAAGAAGGACGGUGCAUUCUGGUGAGUUAAUCUUGGAUGUACUCAAUGCAACAUAGAUAUGACCUAGGGCAAAAUGGAAUGGGUUUUGUUUUGUUGGGCUGCGUUAAAAUCCUGUAGUGUUACAUAUACAAUAAAUAAUUUAAUAAUGUGGAUUUCGACCUGA
Chiloscyllium plagiosum (whitespotted bambooshark) is the source of this 6336-nucleotide messenger RNA. It is a transcript of the gene zc3h4, whose product is annotated as zinc finger CCCH-type containing 4. Gene Ontology annotation, biological process: negative regulation of DNA-templated transcription. Gene Ontology annotation, cellular component: nucleus. NCBI's taxonomy places the organism in Eukaryota, Metazoa, Chordata, Chondrichthyes, Orectolobiformes, Hemiscylliidae. Gene Ontology annotation, molecular function: metal ion binding; RNA binding. The record is from RefSeq and is a predicted model, not a curated record.